AUGCCGGACGGAAGUGCAACAACCGUGGAAAUCUCCUGCCAGACCCUGUGUCGCACCUUGGUCACCAAUAACGGCCUUCAGCAAGAAAGCGUGGACAUCUCCAAGUCGGUGCUCUAUACGUCACUAAUGGGGCUACUGCUGGUCGCCAACAAAGAGAGUGAAAUCAGUCAAGAACUUGGUAGUGGACAGGUUGGGCUUCUCAACGUGGGAAACACAUGCUUCCUUAACUCUAUAGUUCAGUGCUUGUCCCACACGCGUGGUCUGAGAGAUUACUGCCUGACCAAGACCUACCAAAAGGAAAUAGGCUCCAGCAAAGAACCCAAAUUAAUGAACGCAUUCUCUCAGGUGCUGGCAGACCUGUGGGGCGCCAACAGAUCUGAUGCACCAGUGCAUCCUGGGAAGUUCUACAACAUCUUUAAAGAAUCUGUGCCUUACUUCAGUGGCUACAGUCAGCAGGAUGCUCAGGAGUUUCUCCGCUUCCUGCUGGACCGGCUGCACUCUGAAAUCAACCGCUGCCCCCCUCACCUGCCCCCCCGGAAUGCCCCCCCUGACUCCCUGUAUGCAAAGAUCAGAAUGGAAGAGGAAGCAGAUAAGAUGUGGGCCAAAUAUCUUGAGAGAGAUGACAGCAGGAUUGUGGAUCUUUUCUCAGGUCAGCUACGCAGUUCCCUCCAUUGUUCCAUCUGCUCUCACUACUCCACAACCUUCGAUGUCUUCUGUGACCUGUCACUGCCCAUCCCCAAGAAGAGCAUUUCUGGGGGAGUUGUUUCACUGAAAGACUGCCUUGAGCUCUUCUCCCAAGAGGAAAAUCUUGAUAAGGAGGAUGCACCUAUGUGUGAGAGGUGUGGCAGACGCACGGAGAGCACCAAGAGGUUGACCAUUCAGAGGUUUCCACCAGUCAUUGUCCUGCACCUGAACCGUUUCACCAUGUCGAGGUACUCCAUCUGCAAAAGUACCACAUCUGUGUCCUUCCCUCUGACCCGGCUGGACCUGGGCCCCUAUGGACCAGCGGGCACUGGACCGGUCCUGUAUAACCUGUAUGCAGUGUGUAACCACUCCGGCACGGUCAACAUGGGACACUACACUGCCUACUGUCUCCAGGAGUCUGGUUGGUUCUGCUACAAUGAUUCCAGCGUAACACCUAUCCCUGAAUGCCAUAUACAGUCCAAUCAGGCCUAUGUGCUUUUCUAUCAGCUGGACAGCAGAAGAUGCAGCACACAGAGAAAGUGA
This is a messenger RNA of Conger conger (European conger), 1227 nucleotides long. It is a transcript of the gene usp21, whose product is annotated as ubiquitin specific peptidase 21. The transcript has 12 exons. The record is from RefSeq and is a predicted model, not a curated record. Gene Ontology annotation, biological process: protein deubiquitination. Gene Ontology annotation, molecular function: cysteine-type deubiquitinase activity. Gene Ontology annotation, cellular component: cytoplasm. The coding region runs from base 1 to 1227 and encodes 408 amino acids. Lineage: Eukaryota; Metazoa; Chordata; Actinopteri; Anguilliformes; Congridae.